Molecule: messenger RNA, 3777 nt
Organism: Thunnus maccoyii (southern bluefin tuna)
Lineage: Eukaryota; Metazoa; Chordata; Actinopteri; Scombriformes; Scombridae
Product: acyl-coenzyme A thioesterase 1-like
Exons: 3
Coding region: 1719-3107 (462 amino acids)
Biological process (GO): fatty acid metabolic process; acyl-CoA metabolic process
Molecular function (GO): fatty acyl-CoA hydrolase activity
Source: RefSeq, a predicted model, not a curated record
AAGAAAACCAUGUGUCAGUGUUCAUUUGGGCACCUGACAGUUGUUUUAAGACAUACUAUAAAUAAAUGUGAACUCGUCCUUCAAGGGUUAAUGAUUGAAAUGUCGUUCCAGAUAAGAGCAUUUUAUGAAUCAAUAAGGGAAACUGCAGUGCUACAGCAGCAACCAUUAUAUGGACAUAACUGGUAGUUACGGGAGAAAAAAAAAGUGACGAGAUUUACUGAACUAACAAUUUGGACCAUGCUCAGCUCUAAAUAUUUACAAGGACAGUGUGUGGCUAUAAUUUGUACCUUGUUAGUGCAAGUCUUGUUUAUGUUUAAUUAUCUUUGUUCAGCUUUGUUGUCCUUGUGUAUCUUCCUGCAGAUUGUUGUGUGUAAGUACAUUGAGAGCUACUAGAAACUGGAGACAAAUUCUUUGUAUGUGUCAACAUACUUGGCCAAUGAAGUUGAUAUGAGCCUUAAACUGUCCCUGUUUGAACGUUGUUGUAUUACAGUAUAUAAAGUAGUUACAUGUAGAUGAAUCAAUGAAAAUGAUCCAAUAAUAUCAUGUACAGUGUAUUAUGAUAAUGUAAUAGUCUGCAAGGAGCCAUGCUGCCAUGAGUACUUUCACUUUUGAUACUUUGUGUAUAUUUUGCUGCUAAUACCUCUGUGGUUUUAAAAUUUGAGUGCAUGUUGAUUGGUUGUUGGUGCAUAUAUUGCUGUAAACCACUUAUGUGUAAGUAUCUCCUCCCUGUAAAAAAAAAAAAAAAAAAAAAGUCUGUCUGAACAGACAGAGAAAAGAGCCCCAGCUAAAAUCACAGUAAUGUAAUAAUAAUAAUAAGACGAAUAUGUAUUAAGAUCUUUGCAGAUGUGUUGGUUUUUUAAGUGGUAGUUUGGUGUUUUUUUAGUGAACAGUCAAAAUUUAAGUGUAAGGUGAGUAUUCUGGCAUUUGCACCUGACGUGGUAUUCAUUGGCCUUGGAUGACAGUUGUAAUGAAUUAUAUUAACCCACAUACUACAAUGUAUAAAUACUGAAUUCUAAUAAAAGUCCUGCUUUUAAAAUUCUACGCAAGUAAAAAUUGAAGUAUAACGUAGCUGUAAUUGGAAAUGUUCAAGUGAAGUAAAAAUAUCUCAUUUAAAUAGUACCUGAGUAAAUGUUUAUACUUACACUUUACACUUGAGCUGAACUUAUACUUUCCGCGUCCACGAGGGUCCACUAUGGUCUGCGUGGCCAUCAGAGGGUGUAGACUCUGUGCAGACAGCCGCAAACCUGCAAUUUGUUGUGUCCGCAUGGUCACAAGCUGUCUUCCUGUAGACGGCGAUCUAUUACACAUGUGUGGAACGAUCCCAGAAGGUAGUAUAAACAGAACAACUACCCAUCUGUGGUGUCCGCAGCUGUCCUUGUAGGUGUCCGCUUGGGAGUAUAAAUAAAGCUUUAGGGCGCUCAGAAUGGGUUCCUAUCACAGUUUCUGUUGUCGAUUGUAGGGGUGUUUGUUUUGUUUUCCUAUUGAACAUUGUCCUCAUAUGAGACACUGAGAGAACUUUGGAGCCACAAUCAAACCACCACCCACUCGUGAUAUGCAGGAGUUAAAACAAACAAACCCUCUGCACUGAAGCUAGUUGGCGGACUUCUAUUCACACAACAUGCUAUUCAUGUUUUUGAUGAACCAGACUCAAAAUGAACCACAUAGGUCAAGUAUGCUGACACAGCCAAGGAAUUUACAAGAACUUUACAGGGGAUGAAAUGAACAUUUUCUGUUUAGUUUUUUUUAUCAGACAGAUGAGGAAUGUGAUUAUGCCAAUUUUUUGUCGAAUUUCCCACAGAGCAAAGGCGAAACUUGUAGGAUCUUUAGUUUCAGAAGAGAUGGCUUCCCAAGUCAGACUGAGGCUGCUGCCGAGUGCCAGAUGUUUGUUCGAUGAGCCCGUUCAGGUGAAGGUGGCCGGGCUGAGGUCGAGGCAGGUGGUCACCAUGAAGGCCAGAUCGACUGACGAGAAGGGAGUGGAGUUCAGCUCCUCGGCCACCUACAGGGCUGAUGGGAGCGGGGAGGUCGAUCUGGAGAGAGACCCCUCACUCAGUGGGAGUUACGUCGGGGUUGAACCCAUGGGUCUGCUGUGGUCGAUGAGGGCAGACACCUUGCAUAAAAGGUUUCAAAAAAACAGGUCACUAAACCCUCAUGUGGUGAAGUUCUCUGUUCAUGAGGUAGAGGGGGAGGGCAGCGUGCUGGCAGAGGCGACCAAUGAGAGGCUUUUAAUUGGAGAUGGCGUCACCCGGCUUCCUAUUAAAGAGGGGAAUAUCCGUGGAGUCCUGUUUACUCCUCCAGGAGAAGGUCCGUUCCCUGCUGUUUUGGAUCUGUACACUUUUGGGGGAGGUUUGUCAGAGAAAAGAGCCGCUCUGCUGGCCAGUAGAGGAUUUGUGGUUCUGACUGUAGCGCUCUACGGCCAUGAUGACAUGGCAAAGAACAUCAAGGAGGUCCAUCUGGACUAUUUUGAAGAGGCCAUACAACUUUUAAGAAAACAAGAUAAGGUGGCCAAUAAAGGAAUUGGAGUAACAUCACUUUCAAAAAGUGGAGAUCUUGCACUUUCAGUGGCCUCUUACCUGCCAGGUGUUGAUGCCACAGUGUGGAUCAACGGCUGCAAUGCCAACACAGUUUUACCACUUUACUAUAAGAAACGCCAGAUCCACCCUGCUUUAAUGUUUGACCUCAGCAAGGUUAUUCCCACUGAGUCAGGGGCCAUCAUAAUCAAGUAUUGUAAUAACAAUCCUCUGGUGGAGGAGACCCAGGCCACCUUGGUCCCCAUCGAAAAAGCCAAGGGACAUUUUCUCUUUGUGGCUUCAGAGGACGACCUCAACUGGGACAGCAAGGCUUUCAUGGACCAGAUGGUGGAGAGACUGAAGCGUCAUGGGAAGGAGAACUUUGAAAGUGUGUGUUACCGUGGAGCAGGACAUUACUUAGAGCCACCUUAUGGACCCUACUGCCACUCCAGCUUCCAUGGUGUCGUAGGCAAGCCAGUCAUGUGGGGCGGUGAGCCCAGGUCCCACGCAGUAGCUGAAGUCCACAUGUGGAAGAAGAUCCAGGAGUUCCUCAGAUCUCACCUGAGCUGUGAAGCUUCACGGCCUACAGCCAAGUUAUAGAUGCAUAUAGGAGGAUAAGAAAGACAAGGCAAAAGAUCAGUCAUGAUAUCUUGGCUGCUAAUUACAUGUGUAUCAUUACAUAUGAAUGUUUUGUGACGAGGUGAACGAUUUAAUAUUUGAUGUCUAAAUAUUUCUUUAUUGAAAGAUUAUGAUUAUAAACUAAUGCAGGAGAGAAUAUGCCAAGAUAUUUUUAGUGAACUAAUAGAGAUUAUCAGCCUAUAAUAUAAAUGUUGGAGAAUAUAAAGUAAAGACAAGUACAGGGUAAUACUGUACUUUUUACUACAUUUAUUUCACAGAUAUGGUUACUUUUUAGAUCUUGACAUGUAAAACAGAAUGGAUUUUAUAUAUUUAUAUUUUAUAUUUGUAAUUAAUUUAGAUCACUUUAUAGAGGACUUGAUUCACACUGGCAUUAUGAUUUUUUUCUGUUCAUCAGUGUCAUAAAAAGCCACAAUAAAUCCCUUUGAUUUGAUGUUAUAAAACAUGAAAAUUUCCAAGAGGGGUGAAUACUUUCUACAGGAACUGUGUAUCUGUAUGUAUAUAUGUAACUGAGUAGGGACAUUUUGCAUAAUAAGCACUUGUACUUUUGAUACUUUUAAAUUUUGUAAAACCUGACCCCUUGGUUGGGAACCACUGGACUAAACUAGCUAACUGUAAAUAAAGUAGUUGAAAC